GCCCCGUGCUCUCUGUGCAGGCAACAUCUCUCCCUCAAACUCUGGGACGCAGCCCAAGGCUGAGUGCUGCUUCCAAGGAAGGAGCACUGGGGGAGCCGCUCCGCAUCCCACGGGCACAGGGCAGGGAGGAGGGAACAGUGCCAGGGGCAUGGAUGCGGGUUCCCUUCUCUCUGUGGAACCCCCAAGGAGCUGGCAGAGGUGAUUCUGCCCAGACAGCCUGGCAGUAAAUCCCUCUGGAAGCUGCAAAAUUGGAGGCAAGCCAGGACUGCUGCACCAGGCUGUGGGGAGCUGUUGCUGGAGUAGGUUGGGGAAAGAGGAGAAUCCCUGGAGAAGGAUGCAGAUGGGAAGUAAGUCCUGACUGUGAAGUGCCAUGGACCAGCAAAUUAGCAGCUGGAGGGGAUUUUUCCAGUUAUCCAGGUGGGAUGUGUUUGGGUAAGGAGCAGGGUGGCAUCAGCUGUGCUGGGUGUGGUGUCAGGAGUGGCAGAGCACAGGCUCCAUCGUGCCAAUGGGAUGUUCCUCUCCGCUGGCCAUGAGGCCAAGGAACGCCGGUUCACAUGACCCAGGCUCCGACGCUUCCAAGUGCCGCCGUCUCCCAGAGCAGAGCGAGGAGGAGGCGGUGCUGAAAGCCCGCCGAGACCCAAGGUGGGAAAAAUCUUGGCUGGCCAGUCCCAAAGCACUUGGAACCAGGAAUUAUAGUGACAGAUCUCCCGGCCAUGGAAGCCUCCACCUGGCAGUACCGUGGAUAUUUACGGGAUGACACAAGUAAGGCGAGGGGGAGAGACUGCCCAGCUUCCCGGGGAGACUCUGCAGGCACCUGUGAGGAUUAUCCACUGCUGCAGCUCAGCCAGGAGGGCCUGGGACACAGCCGGGAGCGGGGGGACCGCCCCGACCUCCGCAGCGACACCGCAGGCCCGGCCAAGAGGUCAGAGAUGAGCAGCAGCGGGCAGAGAGGGCGGUGGGGGCCGGCAGGGGAGCUGUCCCUGGAAGAGCAUCCCGUGUCCAAAGGGUGCAGGAGAGGGCGGGAGGGAGAAGCCCCUCCAAAGGUGUAUGAGCUGGAGGUGGUGCCCAGGCGGGUGGGCACGGGCAGGACGGUGAGGCCGGUGGUCUACAGGCUGGAGGAGAGUGAGUACCGGCGCCUCAUCCAGGAGGCAGAAAUGGAACCUGAGGAAGAAUGGGAAGAGGCAGAGGACACACUCCCCUUGAUUCAGGAGGGCUACACAGGGGAUGGAAAGGUGGCAAGCCCGAGCCUCAGCAGGCUCAACUCCUUGGAAAGAGUCCUGAGGAGGCAGAUGAGCCGCUCGGACUCGGAAAGCAGCGUGGAGAGCAGGCAAGUGACCAAACUGAGCCCCAAGAGCCCCUCGGAGGGCAACAAACCGACCGUGCCUGUCAGGUCCGACAGCUUCGAGCGCAACGCCAUCCUCAUGGAUUACAUCCUGCAAAGCAAGCAGGAGGCAGGCACACCUGUCUCCUACAUCCCCAGGGACAGCAGCAGGGACAGCCUGAGGCAGGCACGGAGCUUUGCCCCCGAGCCCGAUGGAACACUUGACCUGUGUCAGAACGGCCAGGCCAGCGAGGAGGAUCCGGCCAGGAAGCCCGAGCCAGACCAGCAGGUAGUGAAGAGCCUCGAGAGAACGGUGCCUGCGGUCACAAAUUAUCCCUCGGUGGCCAGAGACACCGGGAAGCUUUCAAGACAGAGCAGCAGCCAGCUCCCAGACAGCCGGGAGCAGCUCGGAAGUGAAGCUGAUGAACUCGAUUCCUACAUCCAGAAAAGAACACCCCCGGCCCCCCCUGUCAGGACCCACAGCAAGGAGUGCCUGGCUCUGAGUAUGAGCAAGGCUGUGGCGCUGACGGAGGCGCUGCUGGAGCCCCUCGGCGAUGAGGCCAAGGCUGGCAGGGAGCAGUGGGCAGCGGUGGGCACGGAGCUGCUCCCUGGAGGCAGGACUGCGGGAGGAGGGGGCUCGGAGGAGCCGGAGCGGAAGGGGAGGCAGAGUCAGGAGGAUGAGAAUGUGCUUAAAGUUGCCGAUGCCAAGAAAACCUUCGAAAAGCCCAAGGCGUCGGAGGGGACGGCAGCAGCACCAGCGCCCAAAAAAGCACCUUUGGUCCAACCUGAUCCUAGACAGCAGGGAGAGAAACAGAAGGAGAUGGCAAAAGAAUUCCAAAGUGCUUGAAUAGUGAGGCUCUGUGAUCAGUGCCCAGGAACCCAACACCCAGCCCUGGCUUCUUCCCUGAUUUUUUCCUGCUGUUCAGGAUGAUAGGAGUUGUCAAUCCCAGCAUAUUCAUGUUGUAAAUAAAAUACAGAUUGCUUUU
Haemorhous mexicanus (house finch) is the source of this 2307-nucleotide messenger RNA. RefSeq lists its product as uncharacterized. The record is from RefSeq and is a predicted model, not a curated record. The transcript has 2 exons. The coding region runs from base 714 to 2168 and encodes 484 amino acids. NCBI's taxonomy places the organism in Eukaryota, Metazoa, Chordata, Aves, Passeriformes, Fringillidae.